AUGUCCUGCGAAGAGCUAAGCCAGCCAACACCACCGAUUGAGUCUCCUGGCACGGUUGCGACCGAAUUCGAGUUUUCUGAGGCGAGUAAUCCAACACAGGAGGGAAAAGAUAAUCUUCAGAAUGAAACCAAGAACAUUUGGGAUACGACAUGCCCAAACCUCUUCGACCAACUGCCGGAUUUUGAUGAGCCCACAGAUGCAUGGUUCUACACCGAGUCGGGAUUUAAUGGUACGGUUUCAGCCAAGCCUGAUGGCGAGCUGGAUGGGUUAUCAAUUUUGCGUCAACGACUGGCCAACACAUCCGUCCCCUCCUUUCUCAUCCAGCUACCAGUGAUGCUGGUGCAAUAUUACUUCCACACGGUCUGUAACCAAUGGUCAUCCUUUGACUGUCCUCUCAAUCCUUUCAGAACUAUUAUCAGCCGGCUCUGGAGUCGAAAUGCAGCCAUUUACUUUGCCAUCCAGAGCAUGUCAGCUGCCUCGUUGGCCAACGAUUUUCCAACGAUGCGAGCCAUCGGAAUGCAAACACAACAACAGGCAAUUGCAUGCCUGAAUAACAGUGUCCAAAAGGGUUCCAACUUCACUCAGGCAAAAGAUGAUGAGUACUUUCUGGCACUGCUCAUGAUUGGGUCCACCACUGGGUGGCACGAUGCUUCUGAUUUGGGGCUUCCGUAUCUGAGAGCGGCCCAAGACCAUCUUCUGAGGCAAGAAAGCCAAUGCAAGAAUGCGAACUCUGCCAUCGCAAAACAACAUCCGCUUUUCAAACAGUGCCUCCUUUGGUGGAACUUACUAGCUGCCUUUGUGGCAGAGGAGUCGCCCAUCCUCGACAUAGAAGACUCUAUAGAAAACAGCGACACGGAUUUUUCAGUCUAUCUUGUCGAUGGGGAGAUCCUACCGCAUCCAUGGACAGGGUCUCUCAGGUACUCAUUGAAUCUCUUCUAUCGAACUGCAAGAGUGAUUCGAGCGGCAAGAACCUCCCACCGCCGAAGGCCACAGUCUCUAGAUUCUACCUUAAUUGACUUGAGCUCCAUGGCUGAAGAACUCGAUCUCAGACAGAAAGCUGAACAUCUCGAGGACAGAAUUCUGUUCAGCGGGUUCUCAUUCUAUUGUGGGCCUGUCGAUAUCGGGGAUACAAACACGCCACCGUCCCAUUUCCUUACGUUGGCCGAAGCAUAUCGCUGUACAGCACUAUUGCAGAUUUACCAUGUUUUCCCGGACAUUCUUGAAGAGCGGCUACUAAGUAAUCAAAAUGCGGAUGGCGAACGCCCUAUUCCGGCCCUAUUUUCGUUGUUAUUCCCGACUAUUGCCACCGAAUGGUCAUCGCGCUCGGUGGAAGACGCACGCCACACCCUGGCACUGCACAUUGUAUCCCUCUUGGAGCAGCUUCCUUCGACGUCUGGAACGAAGGUUAUGCAGCCCAUAAUUUUGGCUUGCAUCUCCAGCGAUCUUGUUUUCUCGUCUAGGUCUGUGUUAGGCGCUGCGCAAAAUACGAUCCCUAGUCUGGAUAUGCUGGACGUUGAUAUUGCUCAGGCCAGACGAAAAGUCAAAAUGCGGUUGUCUGAACUUAUCUUAAUCCUACCAAAACUUCCAAUGCAACGUAUUUAUAACGUUGUACACGAGUCCUGGGACCGUGCAGACUCUGGUUUAGAAGAGUUCUGGCUGGAUGUUAUGCUGGAUUUAAAUUUGGAAACGAUUAUGGGAUAG
This is a messenger RNA of Penicillium griseofulvum, 1701 nucleotides long. RefSeq lists its product as uncharacterized. Gene Ontology annotation, molecular function: transcription cis-regulatory region binding; DNA-binding transcription factor activity. Bases 1 to 1701 code for a protein of 566 amino acids. The transcript has 2 exons. NCBI's taxonomy places the organism in Eukaryota, Fungi, Ascomycota, Eurotiomycetes, Eurotiales, Aspergillaceae. Gene Ontology annotation, cellular component: nucleus. Gene Ontology annotation, biological process: positive regulation of transcription by RNA polymerase II. The record is from RefSeq and is a predicted model, not a curated record.